AUGCCUAAAGUAAAGAGUCGAUUGACUUCUCGUGAGGAAAAAUGCUUAAUCGAUAUUGAUCUUAUAUCGCCCGAACGUCACGACUUCGCCUUGAUGUUGUUGUGCUCCCGAAUACUCUAUCGAUGCCAACUCAAAUGCUUUCAAUACACACGCCUUAGCGUUAACGACGUAUGUAACAUUGUGCAAUGUGAGGUGGAUAAACUGCCAGAAUUGCUCUCUGCAAUUGGUGCUUCAUUGGAAGCCAAUGGAAGUAUGAGUGGUGUAAAUCACCAUGAGAACUUGAUGAUGCUAGAUUUUCGUAAUCAACUGCUGAAUUCGGUGUUCCCAUUGGACGUGAUAAAAAAUUUGUUGGUCGCCGAACAAUCUUCGAGAAGUCUACGUAGUCAACAUGAAAAGAACGUCAGAAAAUUGUAUCGAAACCUGGUAAAUAUGACCGAGGAUCUCAAGAAGUUCAUGCACAGUUCUCCUCCAAACUCGCCCACAAACACGAACAAUCCUUCGGCCCAAUCCUCGACGAUGGUUACGACUGCGAGGAAAAGAUUCCAAUUUCGUCCGAUCUUCUUCGUAAACAGGUACCUCCUGAGCACCGAAGGAAUUUCCGACAAUGGCGAGGAAUUCUUUAUUAACCCACCAAAGCCCGUCCUAUGGCUUCCCGUUCUCACCAACAAAGAACGCAUCACCCAACGCACAACUUCGGCCUUCUCACUGAGAAAGAAGACUGAAUUCACAAAGAACAACGGACCAUCAUUCAGACCUCAAUUACUUCGAAUGAACUUUGUGCAGACAUUUGGUAGCAAACAAGAUCAACAACAGCAAGCGCAUCCACGUCGUCAAACAAACGUCACACAACACCGUGCUGACAACCGAUCGCCGUUAUCGGGCGAAGGGCGUCAUGUUACAUCGACUCGUUCACAACAGAAUAGGUUGCCAACCACUACCACCGCAUAUGAGCAUGAAGAAUACCAGGAUAAAUCACAAGCAAGGACGUCGUCUUCUUCAGACUUUACGUCCGUCACCUCCAUCGGCGCUAUAAUAAGCCACGACGGUGCUCCCAAAGUGAACAACGCUUGUCAUUCACCAAUAAGCACGGGUAACCAUAUGUACUCACCGAUCUCCUCACCAACGUCCUAUGCCUCAUCGGCAACCACUCCCCCACAAAUAGUUAAGCCCACACCGAAACGUCUCCCGUUUCCUAUUAAUACAGAUCCCAAUAUAAUCAUCCACCCAAAGAAUAUGACACCAUCACUCAAUACACCAAUCACCCCGCCUCUGUCGUCCGCCACCUCUCGGUCUCUGGUACCAUUAACACCCUCUUUGGCCUCCCCGGGAACCUGUGAUUGCAGUCCACUGAACUUCUCUCACGAUUUCCGAAAAUUAUGUCCUUGCGUGAUGAACCAGAGUAACAACAACAGUAAACAGCACAAGAGUCAAUACGCGGCUCAUCAGAUUCAAACGCCGUUGGCCACCCCACCGUUAUUUAAGAUGAGCUUUGAGUUCGAAGGAAGGAGGAACUCUUUGAUGGAUCACGCGUCCUCAAGAUGCAACAUUUCGUCAUCUCCCGUCUCAUUAUCUUCCUUCUCACUCUCAUCUCCAUCACAUCCCUCGCCCACUUCAACGGUCAAUGACUAUUUCUACACCUCACCUGGCUCUAUUACCAAUCAUGGUAAUAACAGAGGACAUUUCGCUGAUGAGUUCUGA
Molecule: messenger RNA, 1698 nt
Organism: Acaulospora morrowiae
Lineage: Eukaryota; Fungi; Glomeromycota; Glomeromycetes; Diversisporales; Acaulosporaceae
Source: the annotation of a GenBank genome assembly